This is a messenger RNA of Lethenteron reissneri (Far Eastern brook lamprey), 1156 nucleotides long. RefSeq names its product uroplakin-2-like. NCBI's taxonomy places the organism in Eukaryota, Metazoa, Chordata, Hyperoartia, Petromyzontiformes, Petromyzontidae. The record is from RefSeq and is a predicted model, not a curated record.
CUUCCCCCACCUAGCCUCCAUCAGUGCCACCUUGAGGAGUCGAGGUGUCGCCACAGCCAGCUUACCAACUACAACCAGCUACCAACGAGUGAUUAGAACCAACUCCCACCGCCGCCGCCACGAUGCUGAGGUUCGCGUUUCUACUCGCGCUGGCGCUGCGGUGCGGAGCCAACCACCUGCUGACAGAUUAUCAGGUGAAACUGCUGAACACCAGCGUCGUUCGUGCGGCGCAGACACCUCAGUCCGUGGCCUUCGCAGUGCCCUCGUGCGAGAUCUCCACGAUCGCGGGCACCAUGCUCAACAUCUUCGUGACGCCCAACACGACCGGAGUCGAGGUGAUCGUUGGGCAGGUGGCGGUGCCGGGGUGUCGCGUGGCGCGGGCCGUGUCGGGGCAGGUGGUGUCUGGGAACGACGGGAAGGGCCCGGGCAUCCCCGUGCCCAGCGGAGUGGCCUAUCGGGUCACGGGGCUCACCCCCAGCACCAGUUACUCGGUGGUUCUCCGCCAUCCAACAUCGGGGGUGCAGUCCGUGCCCGGGAUCCUCAGCACGGCGAAUGUGCGCACCCCCCGCAGCGCGGUGGACGCGGAGGCGUUCUCGCGCUCGGGAGGAAUGGUGGUGAUCACGGUCAUCCUCUCCGUCCUGAUCUUCCUGCUCAUUGCCAUCCUCGUCGCCGCCUUGCUGCUCGGAAACAAAAAUUGAAAGGGAUUGACCCCUCCCCGAGACCCCCUCCCCGAGACCCCCUCCCCGAAACCCCCUCCCCGAAACCCCCUCCCCGAGACCCCCUCCCCGAGACCCCCAAUACUUUGAAACCCCAAACUCCUAAGAUCCUGAGACUCACGCUCAGGUCAUCAGACACACUCACUCGGGUCCGUGGCAUCUCGCUUGCCAGAUGAGGGACCCCCCUUGUACUCGUCCCCUCGUCUAAUGUGAAGGACCCCUGUAUUUUCUUGGCGUUUGUCUUGUACGUGUCCUGCCUAGGGUCCGUGUAGUUGAGUUUAAGGCAGUGUGGUGUUUAAAUUUUGACUGCGUGAAUGCUGUAUCGCGUUUUAAAUGUCGCCUGGCUCUACUCCGCGUUCGUUUGAAGACAUCGCUGCUCCGCUCCUGUGACCGCGCGGCAGCGAUCACCGCGUCCGUGAAUUAAUAAAUCUGAAACUGCC